Fundulus heteroclitus (mummichog) is the source of this 1039-nucleotide messenger RNA. RefSeq names its product regulator of cell cycle RGCC-like. The transcript has 5 exons. Gene Ontology annotation, biological process: regulation of cell cycle. NCBI's taxonomy places the organism in Eukaryota, Metazoa, Chordata, Actinopteri, Cyprinodontiformes, Fundulidae. The record is from RefSeq and is a predicted model, not a curated record. The coding region runs from base 121 to 450 and encodes 109 amino acids.
GGUCUUCUAAAUGCUGAGCGCCAGCAGAGGGCUGAGGAACAAAACUACAGCUUCCUGACAGCUUCAAACUGUGCUGAGCAGAGACACGCAGCAGCUUGUGGUGAACGUCUUUUUUCCAUCAUGUCCUCAGAUAUUACAACCGACUUGGAGCUGGAGCUGGGCGACGUGCUGCAGGAGUUCCAGGAUGUUGUGGAGGAGCUGAAGGCCCCCUCGGAAAGCAAACAUCAUUCUUACCAGCAGGUCCUGCGCGAGGCCAAGAGCCGCACUGAUGACAGUGGAGUGGAAGACUCUGAUUACAGCAGUGGAGCAUCUAUGGGAAACAGUUUGAAUGCCAGCGAGGAGGAGCUUCACAAAGCAGACACGACGCUGGCGCUGAAAGCCAAGCUGGGAGACACGGAUGAACUUGAGAGUUUUAUCAACAUGUUGGACCAGGAACUUGCAGAGAUGUGAACAGAGAUACGGGGAGGGCGAGGCACCGAGGAGAAAGUGAGAUCCACGCCAGAGCAGAUCUGAUGGAGCGAACGCUUGUCUCGCCUCUUCGGGGACGGGGGGGGAAGGUUGCCUUCAGAAAUUAAAAGGGCACUCGCUUCAAUUUGGAAAUGCAAGAACACCCUCAGACACCCUUCGGCAAUUCAGCGUCCAGCCACGCACCCCCCUCAUCCCCACAGCAAGUCCAAGAUGUGUGACAUAUUCCCCCAAAAUAGACAAAGCUUCCAUCUGUCUGACAUGAAAAAACGCUGCCCAGAGUAUAGGGAGGAUGUUAAAAUUCUCAUAAGUGCUGUGCCGGUAAAAGGCCUUAAAUCUUCAUUUCCAUUUAUCUUUAAAAAGCCUGGGCCUUGCCUGGUUUAAAAUUACAGAUUGCACUUUAGCUUGAAAGCCUAUUUGAAAUCCAACUAGUUUAGAUCUGCUGUGUGUCAUUAGAGGCUACUUGUGAAUCAACAUUUAAAGUGUACAGUUUUUGUGAAUAUUCUUUUUUUUAUAUACAUUGUUGUAAUAUAAUUGAACACAUAAAUAAAGCAACAAUUUUGACUGAACUUUA